Molecule: messenger RNA, 2535 nt
Organism: Symbiodinium pilosum
Lineage: Eukaryota; Dinophyceae; Suessiales; Symbiodiniaceae
Source: the annotation of a GenBank genome assembly
CGAGUUCCCACUUCCUUUGAGCCAGCUCUGCCAAAUCUGCAACAGCGCUUGGAUGGUCGGGACUGGCCCAGUCUGGACGGCUGCAAGGCAAGCCGCAAAGAUGCAAGUUCUCGGCCUGGAAGGCCCUGCCUUCCGCGUCCGGCGAACUACCCCUACAGGACAAAAACCGAUUCGAGCAUUAUCCUUGGGGAGCGCGCUGCAGCCGCGGCCAUAGGGGUGGUUGAUGAAGCUCUCUGUGAUGGCUGGCACUUGUUUGGAGACAUGACGUGGUGCCGCCGUGCGCUGACAGGCGGCUUUGGAAACCAGCAGCCGGAUGGGAAGGUGAUCGGCUUGUCCUAUGGCAUCGAAGAGAGAGACUUGUGGAGCGAGCUGGUCAGCAACGUCUACAAGGUGUCUCCUCGGCUUUACGACUGCUUUCAAAAUCCGAAGGGCUCACCACCGCUUCAGGGCACAGCCCCAAACGGCACCGGUUCCUGCCAAGGGGUUGGCGGCCAUUGUUAUGAGAUGCCUUAUCAGGCUUAUCGGAUAUGUCUCGGUCCUGAGAAAAAGCAACAUUCAGGCCGCAAUUAUGAACCACUCGAACUGCACUUGAAAGAUCGGUAUCCCCUCUCCGUGCACCUGAAGAUCGAUGUGGAAGGCUCAGAGUGGGAGAUCUUGGAGUGGCUGCUGGCCAACCCGUCUGAGAUGGACAAAAUCCGAACUCUGGACAUGGAGGUGCACCUGGGCUGGAACGUCGAGUCCUCUCGUGGACUUCCCCGCGGCCGCCUCUCGCCGCAGGAUCGCAUAGCCAAGGACAUCGAAAGCCUGGAGCGGCUGGGCAAGUAUCUCCUCUGCACGGGAUCUUCCAUGGAGGUCCUGGCAGAAGAGUGGAUGACAUGGCCCCAUGGAAAUGCAGAGACUGUGCAGAACCGUUGGCUCACACUGCUGGCGGCUGCCACGGGCGUUGUGCAGGAGGAGAUCUGUGGAGGCUGGUACAUGUUUGGAGACAUGACCUGGUGCCUCAAAGCAGUGCAGACAAGAUGGGGUACAGAGCAGGGAGACGGCGGAGUCAUUGGCCUCUCCUACGGCAUCGAGCAGCGAGAUCUUUGGAGUGAGAAGAUGAGCAACUUGUACAAAGUGCCAACCCGCUUGUACGACUGCUUCCAGCGUCCAGAUGACUCCCCCACCCUAGGUGGCAAAGCUCCAAACGCCACAGGCAAGUGCGACGAGGAUGGCCUCCACUGCUAUGAGACACCAUAUCAAGUCUACGAGGUCUGCUCGGGGCCGGAGACUGCCACGAUCCAAGGACGGAAGUAUGAGUCUCUCCAAUCCCAUUUACAAGAUCGCAAAAGACUCUCCGUGCACCUCAAGAUUGACACCGAAGGUUCAGAAUGGGAGGUCUUGGCCUGGCUCUUAAGCUCACCGGAAGACAUGAACAAGAUCCGUACUUUAGACAUGGAAGUCCAUCUUGGUUGGGUUGCGGACUCUGCGAGAAGCAGCGCUCGGGCCUCCAUGUCUUCUUUUGACAGGUUGGACUACGACAUCCGCCUGCUAGAGGAUAUCGGCAAGGUCUUCCGGUGUACUGGAUCAUCUAUGGAAGUUCUAGCAGAAGGUUGGGGCAACGAUGGGAACGGAGCGAAGUGUGGCGGUUCCUGUGAUGAGCCUGCUGCAUAUGCUGCCGGUGGCUUCCCAGUCAUCCAGUUCGCAGUCAGCUUCUUGGCCAUCUGGAACGCGCUGUCGGGUGAGGUUGACUCCAUGAUAGCUCAAGGUGAGGAGGAAGUGCAAAGGCGGAAGAAGGAACUGGAGGCUCGUGGGAAGUUCGGACCCAAGAAGCUGGAGGUGCCGCAACUUCCCUUGGUGCGACUACGAGUGGAACAUUCGGGGUUCGACACCAUUUCUGGCUCCACCUUUGGAAACCAAUUUGUCGGCCGGGUUGCCAACCCUGAUGAGGUGUUGCUUUUCCACCGGCGAGCUGGUGGCGGUGUUGCGGGAAGCCGCAAGGUUCAAGGCCUAGGCGACGUCCUCGAAAUUGAAGAGAACGCGGUGCCUGGCGACGAUGGUGUCAAGAUUCAGGACAUCAUCUACAAGUACAUUGAGGGUGAGCAAAAUCUCCAGGUGCUCCCUGAACCAGACCUCAAUGAUGCCGUGCAGUCGUUCGUGCACAGAUCCGAGCCCUGCGCAAUCGAGCGGUUUGUAAAGGAGGCCGUGGAAUCCACAAAUCAGGCGAUUCUGAGGGAGAGUCGGGCAGUUGGGGAGGAGGAGAUCCGGGUGCAAAUCCAGGACGUCCGGAGCAAUGUGGUGUCAGCAGCUGCCGUUCCCUACAGUAGUUUCUACUUUUCUGUUCCAUUCCCCUGCAAGACGCUAAAGGAUCCCUUUAGAGCCCUGGUUUCAUUGCAUUUUCCAUGCUCUUCUCCAUUUGAUUCUGCAUUAUUUGGGAAAUAUACGUGUAUAUCCCCAUCCCCUAUAUUACUAUAUCCUCUCUACAUAACAACCCAAUAUUAUAAUUUGCGCUGGGCUUCACUAAGCAUAGGUAAGAGAACGUACAUUACUGUGUAA